AUGGCUUUCUACCAGUUCUCACGUUUACCGGUGGAGAUCCGCAUCCUAAUCUGGAAGUCUGCUCUGAAGGCAACAGCGAUAGAAUUAGGAGCCCUAACACCAAGCGGGAGGCCGCCACUCAGCAGCAAAAUCUGGUAUAAAUUAGGCGACGGACGUAACCACGCAGUGCCCCAGAUCAAUCAUGAAGCAAGGCAGGUGGCUUUCGAAACGUGCAAACUGCAGCCUUUUCCCGUUUCCCUCAUUUCCGGUGGCCCCUCGGUCCAUUUCAGGGUAACAAUAUACGUCAACUGGAACGAGGAUAUUUUCCUCAUUGAACAAUUCCAUCUAGGAUUUCACGAAGACGUGUUUCGAGUGUCCCCAGCGCCAGCAACAAAAUCUGGUUUGCCCUUCAAGCGUUUGGCUCUGUCAUUUUCAUACACGCCCAAUUCAUCGCUUCUUGAUCAAAGCAUGACUCAUGGUUACGAUCGAGCCAUGUUCUAUUGGUUUGGUAUCUACUUUGUUCCCGGCAAUAUCACCCCACCUGGUAUUGCGAGCAGUAAGCUCAAGUUGAAGGAGUACAUCAUCCUCGGAAAGCACGCAAACUGUGAACCAGUGGGUUCAGGGUGCAGGUUUGCCGGCUCAGAAGAACAGUGUGAGCAGGAAAAAACUUAUGUUGAGAAAUUACGGGAGACCUUUAAUUUCGCGGAUGAGCGAGGCAUACAAUACUACUAUCCUGGCGAAGGUCCUUUCCACAGACACGUUCAAGAGAAAGACUGGAAAAUGUUCGAACGAUGA
Truncatella angustata is the source of this 774-nucleotide messenger RNA. RefSeq lists its product as uncharacterized. The record is from RefSeq and is a predicted model, not a curated record. The transcript has a single exon. Lineage: Eukaryota; Fungi; Ascomycota; Sordariomycetes; Amphisphaeriales; Sporocadaceae. The coding region runs from base 1 to 774 and encodes 257 amino acids.